CCGCGAGAGCGCAGCGCGCGAUUCCCCCCCGGCUCGUCGGUGGCUCGGUGGGCACAGCACCUGGGGGUAGCCCCGGACGGGGAUGGUCAGCGGCUGCGGCCGUCUGGCACGCGAGCGGGACGCGGCGAGGGCACCAUGGCGCUGACGCCCCAACGCGGGUCCUCCUCGGGGUUGAGCCGGCCGGAGCUGUGGCUGCUGCUGUGGGCAGCCGCGUGGCGUCUGGGGGCCACGGCGUGCCCCGCCCUCUGCACCUGCACCGGCACCACCGUGGACUGCCACGGCACGGGCUUGCAGGCCAUCCCCAAGAACAUCCCGCGGAACACCGAGCGCCUGGAGCUCAACGGCAACAAUAUCACUCGGAUCCAUAAGAAUGACUUCGCUGGACUCAAGCAGCUCCGAGUGCUGCAGCUGAUGGAGAACCAGAUUGGAGCUGUGGAACGCGGAGCUUUCGAUGACAUGAAGGAGUUGGAACGGCUACGCCUGAACCGCAACCAGCUGCACGUGUUGCCUGAACUACUGUUCCAGAACAACCAAGCUCUCUCCAGACUGGACCUGAGUGAGAAUGCUCUCCAGGCUGUGCCCAGGAAAGCUUUCCGGGGAGCCACAGACCUCAAAAAUCUACAGCUGGACAAGAACCAGAUCAGCUGCAUCGAGGAAGGGGCCUUCCGUGCCCUGCGGGGACUGGAGGUUCUGACCCUGAACAACAACAACAUCACCACCAUCCCCGUGUCCAGUUUCAACCACAUGCCCAAGCUUCGGACCUUCCGCCUGCACUCCAACCACCUGUUCUGUGACUGUCACCUGGCCUGGCUCUCACAGUGGCUGAGGCAGAGGCCCACCAUCGGGCUCUUCACCCAGUGCUCAGGGCCCGCUGGCCUUCGGGGCCUCAAUGUGGCCGAGGUGCAGAAGAGCGAGUUCAGUUGCUCAGGCCAGGGGGAGGCCACACAAGCACCCACCUGCGCCCUCUCUUCCGGCUCCUGCCCAGCCAUGUGUACCUGCAGCAGCGGCAUCGUGGACUGCCGUGGCAAAGGCCUCACCGCCAUCCCGGCUAACCUGCCUGAGACCAUGACCGAGAUCCGCCUGGAGCUGAACGGUAUCAAAUCCAUCCCUCCAGGAGCCUUCUCUCCCUACAGAAAGCUGCGCAGGAUAGACCUGAGCAACAACCAGAUUGCUGAGAUAGCGCCCGAUGCCUUCCAGGGCCUCCGCUCCUUGAAUUCGCUAGUCCUCUAUGGCAACAAGAUCACAGACCUGCCCCGAGGCGUGUUUGGGGGCCUGUACACUCUCCAGCUGCUGCUUCUGAAUGCCAACAAAAUCAACUGCAUCCGGCCCGAUGCCUUCCAGGACCUACAGAACCUCUCUCUGCUCUCCCUGUAUGACAACAAGAUCCAGAGUCUCGCCAAGGGCACCUUCACCUCCCUGCGGGCCAUCCAGACACUGCAUCUGGCCCAGAACCCAUUCAUCUGUGACUGCAACCUCAAGUGGCUGGCAGACUUCUUACGUACCAACCCCAUUGAGACAAGUGGGGCCCGCUGUGCCAGCCCCCGGCGUCUUGCCAAUAAGCGUAUUGGACAGAUUAAAAGCAAGAAGUUCCGGUGCUCGGCCAAAGAACAGUACUUCAUCCCAGGGACAGAGGAUUACCACCUGAACAGCGAGUGCACCAGUGACGUGGCGUGUCCCCACAAGUGCCGUUGCGAGGCCGGUGUGGUGGAGUGUUCCAGCCUGAAGCUCUCCAAGAUCCCUGAGCGCAUCCCCCAGUCCACGGCUGAAUUACGACUGAACAACAAUGAGAUUUCUAUCCUAGAGGCCACUGGGUUGUUUAAGAAACUCUCGCACCUGAAGAAAAUAAACCUGAGCAACAACAAGGUGUCGGAAAUCGAAGACGGGACGUUUGAGGGUGCCGCCUCUGUCAGCGAGCUGCACCUGACUGCCAACCAGCUGGAGUCCAUCAGGAGCGGCAUGUUCCGUGGUCUGGAUGGCUUGCGGACCCUCAUGCUGAGGAACAACCGCAUCAGCUGCAUCCACAAUGACAGCUUCACGGGGCUGCGCAACGUGCGGCUCCUGUCACUUUACGACAACCACAUCACCACCAUCUCCCCUGGGGCCUUCGACACCCUCCAGGCCCUGUCCACCCUAAACCUGCUCGCCAACCCCUUCAACUGCAACUGCCAGCUAGCCUGGCUGGGCGACUGGCUUCGGAAGAGGAAAAUUGUGACAGGAAACCCACGCUGUCAGAACCCAGACUUCCUGCGGCAGAUUCCCCUGCAGGAUGUGGCCUUUCCUGACUUCAGGUGUGAGGAAGGCCAGGAGGAAGCAGGCUGCCUGCCCCGCCCCCAGUGCCCCCAGGAGUGCGCCUGCCUAGACACGGUGGUCCGGUGCAGCAACAAACACCUCCAGGCCCUGCCCAAGGGCAUCCCCAAGAAUGUCACAGAACUCUAUUUGGACGGAAACCAGUUCACCUUGGUGCCAGGACAGCUGUCUACCUUCAAGUAUCUGCAGCUUGUGGACCUGAGCAACAACAAGAUCAGUUCCUUAAGCAAUUCUUCCUUCACCAACAUGAGCCAGCUGACCACACUGAUCCUCAGCUACAAUGCCCUCCAGUGCAUCCCUCCUCUGGCCUUCCAGGGGCUCCGUUCCCUGCGCCUGCUGUCUUUGCAUGGAAACGAUGUCUCCACCCUCCAAGAGGGCAUCUUUGCAGACGUGACAUCUCUGUCUCAUCUGGCCAUUGGUGCCAACCCCCUGUACUGUGACUGCCACCUCCGAUGGCUCUCCAGCUGGGUGAAGACUGGUUACAAGGAACCUGGCAUUGCCCGCUGUGCUGGACCCCCAGAGAUGGAGGGCAAACUGUUGCUCACCACACCUGCCAAGAAGUUUGAAUGCCAAGGUCCCCCAAGCCUGGCAGUUCAGGCCAAGUGUGAUCCCUGCUUGUCCAGCCCAUGCCAGAAUCAGGGCACCUGCCAAAAUGACCCUCUUGAGGUAUACAGGUGUGCCUGUCCCAGCGGCUACAAGGGCCGAGACUGUGAGGUGUCCCUGGACAGCUGUUCUAGCAACCCCUGUGGAAAUGGGGGAACCUGCCAUGCCCAAGAGGACAAGGAUGCUGGCUUCACGUGCGCCUGUCCUUCUGGCUUUGAAGGGCCGACCUGCGGAGUGAACACAGACGACUGUGUGGAGCAUACCUGUGUCAAUGGGGGCGUCUGCGUGGACGGCGUGGGCAACUACACCUGCCGGUGCCCCCUGCAGUACACAGGAAGGGCCUGUGAGCAGCUGGUGGACUUCUGCUCCCCGGAUCUGAACCCGUGUCAGCAUGAGGCCCAGUGUGUGGGCACCCCGGAUGGGCCCAGGUGUGAGUGUGUGCCAGGGUACACGGGUGCCAACUGCAGCGAAAAUCAGGACGACUGCAAGGACCACCGCUGUCAGAACGGGGCCCAGUGUGUGGAUGAGAUCAACAGCUACUCGUGCCUUUGUGCCGAGGGCUACAGUGGACAGCUCUGUGAGAUCCCACCUGCCCCCAGGAGCCCCUGUGAGGGGACUGAGUGCCAGAAUGGGGCCAACUGCAUAGACCAGGGCAACCGGCCCGUAUGCCAGUGCCUGCCAGGCUUCGGAGGCCCCGAAUGUGAGAAAUUGCUCAGUGUCAACUUUGUGGACCGGGACACUUACCUGCAGUUCACUGACUUGCAGAACUGGCCUCGGGCCAACAUCACUCUUCAGGUGUCCACAGCAGAGGACAAUGGGAUCCUCCUGUACAAUGGGGAUAACGACCACAUCGCAGUUGAGCUGUACCAGGGCCAUGUCCGUGUUAGCUAUGACCCAGGCAGCUACCCCAGCUCUGCAAUCUACAGUGCUGAGACGAUCAACGACGGGCAGUUCCACACUGUCGAGCUGAUCACCUUUGACCAGAUGGUUAACCUCUCCAUUGAUGGCGGCAGCCCCAUGACCAUGGACAACUUUGGCAAGCACUACACGCUCAACAGUGAGGCCCCUCUUUAUGUGGGAGGAAUGCCUGUAGAUGUGCACUCGGCUGCCUUCCGCCUGUGGCAGAUCCUCAAUGGCACCAGCUUCCACGGUUGCAUCCGGAACUUGUACAUCAACAACGAACUGCAGGACUUCACCAAGACACAGAUGAAGCCGGGCGUGGUGCCGGGCUGUGAGCCCUGCCUCAAGCUCUACUGCCUGCAUGGCAUUUGCCAGCCCAACGCCACCCCUGGGCCCGUGUGCCACUGCGAGGCUGGCUGGGGGGGCCUGCACUGUGACCAGCCAGUGGAUGGCCCCUGCCAUGGCCACAAGUGUGUCCAUGGGAAAUGUGUGCCCCUCGAUGCUCUUGCCUACAGCUGCCAGUGCCAGGAUGGGUACUCAGGGGCUCUGUGCAACCAGGUCGGGGCUGUGGCAGAGCCCUGUGGGGGUUUGCAGUGCCUGCAUGGCCACUGCCAGGCCUCAGCCACCAAAGGGGCACACUGUGUGUGCAACCCAGGCUUUUCAGGCGAGCUGUGUGAGCAAGAGUCCGAAUGCCGGGGGGACCCAGUCCGGGACUUUCACCAGGUCCAGAGGGGUUAUGCCAUCUGCCAGACCACGCGCCCGCUGUCAUGGGUGGAAUGCCGGGGCACGUGCCCAGGCCAAGGCUGUUGCCAGGGCCUGCGCCUGAAGCGGAGGAAGCUCACUUUCGAGUGCAGCGAUGGGACCUCAUUUGCUGAGGAGGUGGAGAAGCCCGCCAGGUGUGGCUGUGCCCAGUGCGCGUAAUGUGCAGGUGGCACACUAGCAGCUGGGCUGGGGCAAGCAUCACCAGGAUGGCGCCCGGGUCCUGGUGGGCGCAGGGACACUGAGCUGCCUUUCCAGUGGACUGCACUGCCAGGGCAGAGGAGCAAGGCCCCGGUCUGCCGCACCCUCUCCCAAAGUGCCUUGCACAGAUAGGCGCUUAAUAAAUAUUUGUUGAAUGAAUGUGUGUGUGAGGUCAGGCCACAAAUGGUGGCAGAAUGGUGGCACUCCUCUGCCUGCUACCUGGGACUGAAAAGGGGGUGCUAAACUCUGUCUCCACUAGCUUCUCCCUGAGCCUGCGACCUCGAAACAGUUAAUGUCCCAUAGCCUCUGGCUCCUCUUAGGACAACCACCUCCAGGGGUGUUGUGGCCAGGCUUCUGCAGCCAUGCCUACUGGCACUUCCUGUCAUGGGGAAGGGACUGACCUUCCUCCUUGAGUCCUAUGCUCUAUUGCUUCUACAGGUUGUGAAAGAGGCUAGGGUAGGGUGGGGUUUGCCCAGGGCCAGGCCUGUGAAUCCUGAAGUAUAGGACGAACAUGUUAGCUUCUAUGAGGGGGUCCUUGUGCUUGCGGUGGCAAGGCCCCACCAAAAAGGGAAUGAGUUCUUGGCUCUAGCUGAAUAGACAUCAUGGGCCACAGAAGCAGCAUUGGGCCUAGGUUUCCUAGCCAAAAGCUGCUGGUGCCUCUAGCAGAGGAGGGAUGAGGAGACCCCUCAGCUGGAGGCCUGGUUUGGAGCAUUGUGCUGAGUAUGCAGCGAGAGGAAGUCAGAUGAUACUAAAGGGGUCCUUGUGAUGUGGCUCUGGGCAGACUUCUGCCCCUUCCAGGCUUUAGGUCUCAGCUGUGAAGCAGGGAGGUAGAUGGGAACCAUGUAGAUGCUGCCACUCUGGUCUCAGGAGGGAGGCCGGAGAAGUUAGAUCCAUUUCCAUUAACUUCAUUAGCAAGUAUUUGUGUGUCUAAUCUGAAGUGGGUUCUGUGGGAGAGAACCCACGUGGCUCUCAGCCCUGAUGUGAACUAAUGCCUGAGGACCAUGCGGUGCCCAGAAUGGGCCAGGCCAUAGCUACUCACUCUGGGGCUUUGCUGUGAAGGCUGUUUGAAGCCACUAGAUACAUGGCUGGCUGACAAGAGGGGCCUCUCUUCCUUGCAGAGUGGAAUGUAGAAAGAUGAGGUUUGAGCCUAACAGGGAGCUGCUGAAGGGAGAAAGGGUUAUAAAGAGCCUCCCUGAGAGGCUGUAGCCCUGGUCUGUGUGUGGAGGUGGGCCAGAGGUGUGAGCAUGCCUCUCUCUCGGCUCUGUAUGUACAGAGGGUGGAAUGGCCUCAUGCCUGCGUCACUGCCUGUGUGGACACCGAGAGGAGCCUCUGGUGCUGGUGAGGGCACAAGUCUCCUGGAUUUGAGAAGAGGGCACCUCCUAUCACAAUGGCUCUCAAGCCAACCAGGCUCUGGGGUGGCCAGAGAACCUUGCCUUGAUCAACUGGCUAAGUGUCCUCAUGACAUGCCAGGACCCAGGACUCCAUUUUCUUAUGGCCCCGAGCAAGGGCUACAGUGCACAGAUCCACAACUGGCUAAGAGGGCAGAGGCCCAGACCUCUAGGGGUUUUAACCAACUCUGCCUAGCAUUUUUCUCUUUCUCCAAUCUUCCAGGUCAUUGUGGGGACCAGGCUGCACAGGGCAGAAAAGCUUAGGCGUGCAUUUUGACAUCCCUUUCCAGAAAUAAAGGUGUUCUGGCCUCAGCCCCAUGGAAGUCACUUUCCCAGCCACUGUCAUUCCCUAUUGGCCAAGAAAAGCCAAUUCUUGGGCUUGAGAGGCAUGGUGGCAGGUUUGCUCACAACGCUGAAGGUGGGACACCUGCAGUGAGGUGAUGCUGCACUUCCCAGGGCCUUGGGAUGGGAGGUGAGAGGCUGGUGCAAUGGUUCCAGAGAUCCUUGUGAACACUGAAGGCCCCUUCACACCCACAGCCCUCACACCACUGAAUCUGAGGGUCAAGACUCAUUGCAAAGGAGGGCAGCAAAGGCAAGAGACCCCUGAGCCCCAGGUUCAGCUUUACCUUUGAGUUAGUCUGUACCUUGCAAGCCAAGGGCCUGGGCUAUCAUUCCCAUCACCUGUUCACACCUGGGUUUGCAAGGCCAGCUAAGAAGGCGGCUGUGAGACAAGCCCUUUGAGAAAUCAUCUCCACAUUGUGUUCCCCUUUGGUAAAGAUCUUCAGUUUGCUUUGUGGUCAACACUGGCUAUUUCCAUUAGAUGUGCACAGCAGAGACCCAGUGGGGCAAGUCCUUAAGGAACUGAUACUCGGGCAGCACUGCUCAGAGCCCUGUGGCGAUGCUAAGAAAUGGAAAAGGCCAUCUUUGUUCCUUCUUUGCCUGCUGUUAGCCUAACCGUGAAAGUAUGUCUUUAUACAGAAUACUUACAGAUUCUAAUAUAUAUUUGUAUUUCAUUUUGUUAUAGUAUUUUUAUAUGUUAAAGUCAACCUCCAGUGUCUUAUUUUGAUUUCCAGAUGCUAUGUGGUUGUGACCUUUUGUUUGGGGUUUUGGUAGUCUUGUUUGGGUCAACUCUUAGAAACUGGCUUACAACAGCCCCUGAGGGAGCUGCCCUUCCUUUCCCCACAAGUAUUGUUUUAGAAUGUCAGUAUUGUCUGCUGUCUUCCAUGUGAACAUGACAUUGAUUC
Messenger RNA from Psammomys obesus (fat sand rat), 7402 nucleotides. It is a transcript of the gene Slit1, whose product is annotated as slit guidance ligand 1. The transcript is spliced from 37 exons. The record is from RefSeq and is a predicted model, not a curated record. Gene Ontology annotation, molecular function: calcium ion binding; Roundabout binding; heparin binding. Lineage: Eukaryota; Metazoa; Chordata; Mammalia; Rodentia; Muridae. Gene Ontology annotation, biological process: negative chemotaxis; axon guidance. The coding region runs from base 136 to 4731 and encodes 1531 amino acids.